Pogona vitticeps (central bearded dragon) is the source of this 5904-nucleotide messenger RNA. The record is from RefSeq and is a predicted model, not a curated record. Lineage: Eukaryota; Metazoa; Chordata; Lepidosauria; Squamata; Agamidae.
CCAAGCAAAUACAUUAUUAUGGCUGCAGAUUCUAUGGAAAUUGAUGAUGCUUUAUACAGUCGGCAAAGAUACGUUCUUGGAGACACAGCAAUGCAGAAGAUGGCUCAGUCACAUGUGUUCCUGAGUGGAAUGGGUGGGCUUGGAGUAGAAAUUGCUAAGAACAUAGUCCUUGCAGGAAUAAAGGCUCUCACCAUCCAUGACACUAAGCAAUGCACCACAUGGGAUUUAGGAACAAACUUUUUUGUUCAUGAAGAUGAUAUUCUAAAUCUGAGAAACAGAGCCGAGGCAACACGACAUCAUAUUGCAGAGCUGAACCCUUAUGUCCAGGUGACGUCAUCAACUGCACCACUGAAUGAAAUUACAGACAUCUCUUUCCUUGGACAAUAUCAGUGUGUCAUAGUAACCGAAAUGAAGCUGUCACUUCAGAAGAAGAUAAAUGAUUUUUGCCAUGCACAACAUCCACCUAUCAAGUUUAUAAGUGCAGAUGUGUAUGGGAUAUGGGCACGUCUGUUUUGUGACUUUGGUGAUGAAUUUGAAGUGCUCGACACCACAGGAGAGGAACCCAAAGAAAUCUUCAUUUCAAACAUAUCUCAGUCCAAUCCUGGUAUUGUCACCUGCCUUGAUAAUAAUCCUCACAAGCUGGAAACAGGACAGUUUGUAACUUUUCGGGAAAUUAAUGGAAUGACAUGUUUAAAUGGAUCCACACAUCAAGUAACUGUGCUAUCACCUUAUUCUUUUAGCAUUGGGAAUACUGCCAAUGUGGAACCUUACUUACAUGGUGGCAUAGCUGUCCAAGUAAAGACACCUAAAAUAUUUAAUUUUGAGCAGCUGGGGAAGCAGUUGGUUAACCCAAGAUGUCUUGUUGCUGACUUGAGCAAACCUGAGGCACCACUACAGAUUCACAUUGCCAUGCUUGCCUUGAAUCAAUUUCAGGAGAGUUUUGCUCGUAUGCCAAACAUUGGGUGCCUUCAGGAUGCUGGUGAGAUGGUGAAGAUAGCAUUGUCCUUAAGCAAAACACUGGAAGGAAAACCUCCUGUUAAUGAAGAUAUUGUGAAGUGGCUAUCAAGGACGGCUCGAGGAUCUUUGGCACCCCUCACAGCUGCACUUGGUGGUGUUGCCAGCCAAGAAGUCUUGAAAGCAGUGACAGGAAAAUUUUCUCCUUUGCAACAAUGGCUGUAUAUUGAUGCAUUAGAAUUGGUCACAUUUCUGGAGAAUGUCAGCAGUGAAGAAUUCUUUCCCAGAGGAGACAGAUAUGAUGCCUUGAGAGUCUGCAUUGGAGAUUCUUUGUGCCAGAAGCUGCAGAGUCUGAACGUUUUCUUGGUUGGCUGUGGUGCUAUAGGCUGUGAAAUGUUAAAAAAUUUUGCACUCCUUGGUGUUGGCACUGACCAAGGAAGAGGCAUGGUUACAAUUACAGAUCCUGAUUUAAUAGAAAAAUCAAACUUAAACAGGCAGUUUCUCUUUCGGCCACAUCACAUACAGAAGCCCAAAAGUUAUACUGCAGCAGCAGCAACACUUAACAUCAAUACUCAGAUGAAGAUCGACUCACAUCUUAACAAAGUGUCUCCAGCUACUGAAAAUAUAUACAAUGAUGAUUUCUACACUAAGCAAGAUAUAGUUGUAACUGCACUAGAUAAUGUUGAAGCAAGGAGGUACAUUGACAGCCGCUGCCUAGCAAACCUACGCCCUCUCUUGGACUCUGGAACCAUGGGAACAAAAGGUCAUACCGAAGUUAUCCUGCCUCAUCUGACAGAAUCAUACAACAGUCAUCGAGAUCCACCAGAAGAAGAAAUACCAUUUUGUACAUUAAAGUCUUUUCCAGCAGCCACUGAACACACAAUACAAUGGGCAAGAGACAAGUUUGAGAGUGCUUUUUCACACAAGCCUUCUCUAUUUAACAAGUUUUGGCAAACAUAUCCAUCAGCAGAAGAAGUAUUACAGAGAAUUAAGUCUGGAGAAAGUUUGGAGGGUUCUUUCCAAGUUAUCAAAUGUCUCAGUAGGAGACCAAGAAGAUGGGCCCAGUGUGUUGAAUUAGCAAGGUUAAAAUUUGAGAAGUAUUUCAAUCAUAAGGCCCUCCAGUUACUUCACUCCUUUCCCAUUGACACAAGAUUAAAAGAUGGUAGUUUGUUUUGGCAGUCACCAAAGAGGCCACCUUUUCCAAUACAAUUUGAUUUCAAUGAUCCUUUGAAGAAAACAGAUUUGAGUUAUUACAUGGAUAGCUUUGUCAUGGAUUUUUGUUUUGUGUUAGAUACCUCAGAAGAAACAAUUUUAAAGAUAAUUUCUGGGCUGAAGAUUCAUGAGUUUCGACCUUCUAAUAAGAUUGUACAGACAGAUGAAACAGUGAGGAAACCAGAUCCUAUUCCAGUAAGUAGUGAAGAUGAAAGGAAUGCUGUUAUUCAGUUGGAGACUGCCAUAUUGGCCAAUGAAGCUACAAAAAAUGACUUACAAAUGAAGGAACUUGCUUUUGAAAAGGAUGAUGACAGUAAUGGGCACAUUGACUUCAUAACAGCAGCUUCCAAUUUGCGAGCCAGAAUGUAUAACAUAGAGCCAGCAGACAGACUCAAAACAAAACGGAUUGCGGGAAAGAUUAUCCCUGCCAUUGCAACUUCUACAGCAGCCGUGUCUGGCUUGGUUGCAUUGGAAUUGAUCAAAGCAGUGGGUGGCUACCCCUUUCAAGCAUAUAAGAACUGCUUUUUCAAUCUGGCUAUUCCAAUAAUUGUUUUCACGGAAACAGCUGCAGUGAGAAAAACAGAAAUAAGAAAUGGGAUAUCUUUUACAAUCUGGGAUAGAUGGACUGUUUAUGGAAAAGAAGAUUUCACUCUCUUGGACUUCAUAAAUGCUGUCAAAGAAAAAUAUGGAAUUGAACCUACUAUGGUGGUUCAGGGAGUUAAAAUGCUGUAUGUCCCUGUAAUGCCAGGGCAUGUCAAACGACUAAAGCUGACGAUGCAAAAACUUGUGAAACCAGCAGCAAAUAAGAAGUAUGUGGACCUCACAGUGUCAUUUGCUCCAGAAACAGAUGGUGAAGAAGACUUGCCAGGACCACCAGUUAGAUACUAUUUUGCCCACGAAGAUAACUGAUGCAGGUAUACUGCUCUUGGUGUAGCAGGACUCCAUGGAAGUGCGGCACCAUAUUUUUAAAAUGGUACUAAAUAUUUGGUGAGGCCUUAAUUCAAAAACACACAGUGGACAUCAGUGAGUUCUAAGAAGCUCUUCCGCAAAUUGGAUUUGCAAUUUACCUGUCUGUAAUAUUUUCAUAGCAAUGUGUAGCUAAGGAAGAAAUGCAGCUUGCUGGAAAUUUGGGUUCUUUUUGAAGAAAUCAUACAUCUGCUGAUGUCUGCAGGAAGACUAGAAUAACAAGUAGAAAAUCUGUGUUAGAAAAACUGAUUUUUAGAUGAGAUGUCAAUUAAACUAUGGUGAAACUGCCCAUUGCACGACAUUCAGGCUUAUUUUUCCCACACUCUUUUUCCUCUGCUGUAUCUGAGGCAUAGGCCAGCAUUUUGGUGAUGAUCCACUGCAAUAGUAUAGCUUAUCCUUGUUUUUGUUGUCCUCUGAAGGAAAUUAACACUCCCAAAUAUGAAAAUAUUUCAAUGAAAUAUGGUCAGACUGAGAAGAAGCAAGAAUUAUGAUUUUUUUGUUUUCUCUGAAAAGCUUUUGUUCAUACUGAAGUAAAACAACGUGGACAAAAUCCAGCUUGAUAUCAAUCAUAAUUUAAAUCACAACUGUACAUGGAAGGGCAAUUGUACAGUGAUUUUCCCCCCUUGUGUAAUCACUUAUUUUUACGAUUGAGUGUUGGAGGGCAAAAGGCUUACACACAACUGAUAUGCAAUUGUAUUAGUAGGUAAGAUUCUGGCCCAUGAGGGGAAUGCCGAUUGUGUUGUAAACCUUUCUUUCCAUGAACAUAGUUUCUCAGAGCUGCUUUUUCAGAGAAGUUGGUUAAUUAUUCUUUGUAUGAAUAUUUCUUAAUACUUUGGUAUAAACCGAACAUACAGGUGUUGAGCAUUUAGCUGAAAUAUGCCAACUAUCAUAUCCUUCCUUCAGAGAUCUUUGAGGUUUGUGAUACUCUGACAGUUGCAUGAAUAUAUCAGCCAAACAGGGCAGGACUAUAUGCUUGGUGGCAGAACAGUGUAUUUGCAAAGUCUAAUCAUUACAAAACAUCCCUUCUGUUCAUGGAAAUUGUUAUUUCCUGUAUUCUCUACUUUCAUAACUAAGGAAGAAUCAGAUUUAAGCAUAGUUCUACAUUCCCAAGAUGCUUAAUUAUAUACCAGUACUAUUAUUUAUCUACUACUGUUGCUCUUUGUACAUAAAGCCCGGUAAUCUACAGUUUUUGAGAGUUUCACAGAUGGUACAUAAUCCUAUAUGAAUACUAGUAUGCUUAUGCCCAAAACAGAAGACUUGAAUGUGACCAGCUUUGUUUGGGUUAUGACCUGUUGUGUUUUUAUAUUGACCAUUUAUUUUAGAGUAUUCUUUCUCCUCUUGUUGUGGUUGGUUCUGUAAGGUAUUUUGACAAAACCUUCAUGUUUUAGUUGUCAUGGAUCUAAAAAUGAAACAGCUUAGAUAACUUAAUUUAAAUAGCCCAAUAUAAAAUGCAUUUUUGGAGAGGUAGGAGGGAAGUAAUUUUGCCCAUAGUGAAGCAGUGGUGCAGUACAAUUUCAUUGGUUCAUUUUUGCUUCUUAAUGUAGAUAACCCUGUAUGGGUAAGCUUCACCUUUACUUCAUUGCCCUGUUCCCUCCUCUUUUCUAGAGAAAAUGUACUUCCAACAGGUCUAGUACUCACAUGUUUAGCUCUUCAGAAAAAAAAAAAUACUUGCAGUGGUUUCAGACUGUGUUCCUAAAGUGCAACAUCCUAAAAAUUGUAGUUAUAUCAAUAUUUUUAAAUAACACAGUAAUUCAGUAUACAGUUUAUGACAACAAGAGAAGUUAUCUGUUUCCCAGUUUUUGUAGGCACUUGAGCACCAAAGAUGUAAUUAUUUUUUGAGCUGCAGUCCAUCUCAAAAUUAAUCCACUAUUUGGGAAUUAGUCUUAAAAAGUAGUCACUCUUUUUAUAUUUUAUUGUAUUUUCCUAAAUACAGAGUUUACAGUUAAUUAUAAUUUAAUACAUUUGAUAACUGGUUUAUUAAUUUAAUUUGUUUAAUAGGUGUUUUAAAGCAAUUAGGAGUAUAGAUACUCUGUGACAGUAGGAGAUGGAAGGGCACUGUGUGUAUUGCCAUGUUGGCAAUGGAGGCAUAUUGUUCAAUGACAUGGUAAUACCAAUGAUAUUUUUGAUUGAGUUGGUUUUAUCUUCUAGUUUGAAAUAGUUAUCGACUUGGCAGUCAACUGCGAACUCAAAAACACAGAGAGAAUAUGUACUAAUAAAACAAAGAUUGCUGUCAGGAAUUUCCACGGGGCUAUGAUGAGUGAUUUAUUUGUUUACUUAUUUUUUACAGUCAUGGUGUGAUCAUGUCUUGUGCCAGCACUUCUUAUUUUGUUUUAUUAGACUCGUCAGUGUUCAAAAGUAGCAACAAGACUGUCUUUGCAUUUGCAAAACUGCAUUUGAUGUCAUACAUCAGUAGACUUGAAACUGAAUAACUUUUUCCAGCAAGUCUUCCUUGCAGAGCUUAUUCUUUAGAAGUGUAGAGAACAGGAAGCAGUCCAAACAAAUUGUCUCCUACCUGUUGUUCAGCUGCUCAGUCUAUCUUGAGGAUUAUUCCACUCACGUAUGUGGUCUCAAAUAAAGAGUGCUUUCAGUUUAAACGAAAACAAACUACGAGGUCUCCGUGUAGUUCCACAAUUUGUGUUUAUCUCAGACUUAAUUUCAAUAUGUUUUGAAGGACUGAUUUUUAUUUCUUUACACAAAAUAUGAUGUAUAGCCUAAGCAGUUAUGAGAACUGCGUUUUGUCUUUUUCAUAUUAAAUAAUUUGAAAACAUACCA